This is a messenger RNA of Danaus chrysippus (African queen), 1020 nucleotides long. Lineage: Eukaryota; Metazoa; Arthropoda; Insecta; Lepidoptera; Nymphalidae. The record is from the annotation of a GenBank genome assembly.
AUGCCUUCAUAUAUUACAAGUUUUAUUUUCACAUCAUUAGUAUGUCAAGUAACAGUGGUUUUCGCACAUGAUCACCUACUUGAAGGUAUUUAUUGUGGUAAAGAAAACUGUUAUAAUGUUUUGGGUGUUACAAGAGAGGCUACAAAGAGUGAAAUAUCCAAAAAUUAUAGACAACUGGCGAAAAAAUACCACCCAGACAAACAUCGCGGCGAGCAAGAAAAAAAAGAAGCCGAAGAAAAGUUUAAAGAAAUAGCGACGGCUUAUGAAAUACUAAGAGACGAUGAGGAAAGGUCUGACUACAAUUACAUGUUAGAUAAUCCACAGGAAUACUAUGCCCAUUAUUAUAGAUAUUACAGACGCCGCAUGGCCCCGAAGGUCGAUGUUCGAAUUGUUUUGGCUGUGACAAUUACUAUUAUAUCUGUUAUACAGUACUACAGCGCGUGGUCCAAAUAUGACACGGCUAUCAAAUAUUUUAUGACCGUACCCAAGUAUAGGCACAGGGCAUUAGAAAAAGCGAAAGCUGACAAUAUAGAAAUACAAACAAAAGUUAAAGGCCCUAAGAAGAAUAAAGCAGAGAUAAAAGAAGAGCAAGAUAGGAUAAUAAGAAAAAUUAUUGAAGAAAAUAUGGACAUAAAAGGUGCUUACGCUAAACCCGAGAUAACAAAUAUACUAUGGAUACAAAUUAUAAUACUACCCUACACGAUAGCUAUGUUCAUUUACUGGUAUCUUAGAUGGUUCUGGAAAUUCACGUUAUUAAAGCAUCCUUACGGGGAGGAAGAGAAGUUAUAUAUAAUAAGAAAAUUUAUGAAACUCGGCCAGUAUCAAUUCAAUGCUUUAGAAGAUGAUGAGAAACAGGAAUUUUUAGACGAGGAAUUGUGGAUAAAAGAGAACUUUGAUGUAUGGAAGGAAUUAAAAGACGAGGAAACCAAAAAGGCCUUAGCAGAUAACAAUAAAUAUAAACAAUAUAGAAGGUAUAUUAAGCAGCACGGGGUCGGAAGAAUGACCUUUGACGACUCAUGA